CGUUCCCUACAGCUCCACUAGGCAAGAAGUAUUUAGUCGUCGUGGUCGACUACUUCACAAAAUGGAUUGAGGCUGAACCGCUAGACACAAUCACCAGCGCCAAGAUCCAGAAGUUUUUGUUCAACAACAUUAUGAUCAGGUUUGGCACGCCUCAUACUAUUAUAACUGACCAUGGCACAGUUUGACUGCAGACCAUUUGAAAACUUUUGCGGAAAGAACCGCAUCAUAUGCAAGAUGGCGUCCGUAGCAUUUCCUCAAGCGAAUGGACAGGUAGAAUCGUCUAACAAGCUAAUCCUGCGAGGCCUGAAGCGGAGACUGAAGGAAGCAAAAGGGGGGUGGACCGCAGAGUUACCUCAUGUCUUGUGGGCGCACAGAACGAACUAUAAGCAGGCUACCGGGGAGACACCAUUUGCUCUGACAUAUGGUGCGGAGGCCGUCGCGCCAACAGAGCUAGUGCUACCAUCACUCAGCGUCCAGCCUUAUGACUCGGAAGAUAAUCAUAGGAAGGUGCUUCAUCAGUUGGACAUUAUCGAGACAAUGAGGGACGCGGCUCUAGUCAGAACUCUGGAGGAGAAGCUGAAGGUGGCCAUGGCAUACAAAGCCAAAGUAAAGCCAAGAUCGCUAGAAGAGGGCGACAUGGUCCUAAAAAGGAAUUUCGAGCAGAAGGAAGGACACGGCAAAUUGGCAGCCGCAUGGGAAGGCCCCUACCUAGUGGGGGAGAAGUUGGGAACAGCAACGUACGUGUUAGCAACAAUGGAGGGGAAGCCACUCGCAAAGACCUGGAAUGCCAUCCACUUGAAGAGAUAUUUCGAGUGAUGAGCUAUGAAGAUUACAUUGACCGCAGAGUCUUUUGAUAUAGGCGCUCAUUUAUAGCGAGCGUCUACUUUUGGGGAAAAAGCUUCCCGUGUAAAGCCUAGGAAGUUAUGAAAGUGCCGCUGAGCACUCAGUUGCCUUAAAUUGUGCAUGCAUUACUGUUUAAGCGCUUAACAGCCUCUGAGCGAUGAGUUUAACUCAAAACGCUGUCACAAGCAAAGCGCGGCUAAAAAACGCCGCAGCAAUUAAACAACAAUUCAAAACCGCCACAGAGCGUCAAGGCCAUAACCACAACAUUCAUAACGCACUCAUCCGCCUCCGAGCAAUAGCGUGGCAAGCGCGUUUAGCAAUCGCUUCAAAGCGCACAUAUCCCCUCGCUUCAAAGCACACACCCAACCGCUUCAAAGCAAAAAGGGCUAUCAAACCUAAAAAGUCGCGGCGGCCGAAACGACCGCAUCAGUGCGGUUGGUUACCUCGGCAGACAUAAAAAAACACUAAGUAG
Linum trigynum is the source of this 1315-nucleotide messenger RNA. The record is from the annotation of a GenBank genome assembly. NCBI's taxonomy places the organism in Eukaryota, Viridiplantae, Streptophyta, Magnoliopsida, Malpighiales, Linaceae.